GCGCUUGUUUUCUGCAGAGGAAGCGCGCGCGUGGCAUUAUAGUACUGUGGAGUGAAAGAGACGGCAGCCUUGCGCGAAGAGAUGAUGUGACCAAACACCACAUCUGAAAGCGUCUUUUGUUAGCUUCGCUUUUUGCAGAAUAGUUUCGAAAAGCACAGAUGCGCCGCGGUUAAGACGAGGACACUGCCUGAGGAUCAAGGUGUGUUUUCAUAGCCUGUAACGUUAUUUCAACUGACAACUCGCUGACGACAGUAUUUGUGGUUUGCUGGGCUAAAAGUAUUUGUACCGUAAUACCUUGACUCUAGGUAUUAUUAUAGCAUUUUUUUUUCACAUUAACAAUAACGUUUUCGGUUCUCGCAGUGCCAAAUGCCAAGACUAGAGGAGCACUGCUGGAGCUGCUCCUGUUCAUCGACUGUAAAGACUCAGGAUCUGUCGAGCGCUAGCUGGAGUGUUUGUAAAUCAGGAGAGAUGAUGUCCAUCAUAACCUCAGUCCUAGGACACGCGUACGGCUCUCUGCACAGCCUCCAGUCCGCUAAUUUAAUACGACGGGGGCUCGUGUUGUUUAUCGUCGGAGUAGUUCUCGCCUUGGUGCUGAACUUGCUCCAGAUCCAGAGAAACGUCACAUUGUUCCCAGAGGAAGUGCUGGACACGCUGUUUUCGUCGGCCUGGUGGAUCCCCCUCUGCUGUGGGACAGCUGCGGCUGUGGUUGGUCUCUUGUACCCCUGCUUGGACCAUCAUCUUGGAGAACCGCACAAGUUUAAGCGGGAGUGGGCCAGUGUGACGCGCUGCAUUGCUGUUUUUGUGGGCAUCAAUCACGCCAGUGCUAAACUGGACUUUGCCAAUAAUGUGCAGCUUUCACUAACUCUGGCUGCCCUGUCUCUGGGCCUCUGGUGGACGUUUGACCGCUCCAGGAGUGGCUUCGGUCUAGGGCUGACCACUGCUUUUCUAGCCACCCUCAUUGCUCAGCUGCUGGUCUACAAUGGCAUCUACCAGUAUACGUCUCCAGACUUCUUGUAUGUGCGUUCGUGGCUGCCUUGUAUUUUCUUCUCUGGUGGAGUGACAGUAGGAAACAUCGGCCGACAGCUGGCUAUGGGCUCAACCGAGAAGCCUCAUAAUGACUAAGUGGGUGUCAGAGGUCAUGAAGUGAGCUACAAAGAGUGCCAAAACAGAGGGCCUUCAAACUAUAUUGGGUGUUCCUGGUUUCUGUCCAAGCAUAACUUCUGCUCUUAAUUGUGCUCCUCUAUAUAAUGAUUCAAGAAAACAAAGAGCAGGCUGGUCUGAAUUGGCCUGGUGUGCCUUGAACAGCACCUUUUGAACAGCCAAAAGAAUCCCCCUGGCAUUCAUUACUACCAUCAGCAUUGUCCUUGUUACAGUAGAGUUACUGGUAACAGCAGUCUCCUCAUUACCAGGUUGCUGGAGUGCCACUAUUGGACUGUACAAAAUCAUAGCUAGGUUCACUUUCACUGAAGGUGAACGAGUGAGAAGUAAUGGUGAAACUGUGUAUACAAAUUGAGUGUGUGUGCUGGUCCUAUGGAUAAGGAGAGGCAAAAAAGGUGGUUUGAAAGUGCACACUUUUUAGUUUUACUUUGCGCUGGAAAACUGAAAGAGAAAUCAAAGGGAAAAAAAUGUAGACUGUGCAAAAUACCUAAAAUAUCCAAAGAGGUCUGUGUACUGUCUAUAUAGGAUUUGUAGUUUUUAUUCUUUUGAAAAUGCUCGCAGCACUGCGAGUCUCUCAUACAGACCGACCACCUUGAGUGUUAUUUUGAGUACCAGAGAGAGGUUUGAUUUGCCAAUCACAUUUGUGCUGACUGCCUAGUGUAGUAUGUUGACUGAAUUGAUUGUGGGUUUAUCAUACUUUGUUUUUAACGUAGACCAAAAGUAAAAUUAGAAACCGUUUGCAAGAAAUUAAGUGGCAACUUGAAAUAAGAAUCAAACACAAGUUAAAACACCAAGGAUGCUUUUAUUUGUAUUCAUGUAUACUCACAGAAAAGGUGUAAUGAAGUCUGUUUGAAGGUUUCUAAAUUAAAAGAUUGGAAACUUAGGAUAACUAAACGUCCAGAAGACAUUUGUACUGUGGCCUCAAGGUUUUGCAAUCUGUGAUUGCCUUUGUGUUAUAGAAUUAAGUGCUUUUGUCACUUCUUCUCUAGUAUGGUCAUUUUUCAUUUUUACUUUAUUCAUUAUGUUUUGCUGAUCACCUGUAGCUGCUUCUAUAUCUUCAAUAAGAGGAAUCACUGGGCUAGUGUGUAGGUUUGGGGUCUUAACAAAUGAAGUGCAAUCAGUUUCUUUGAGCCUGGUAUUCUUUCAUAUUUAUUACUUUUUAUAAUGUUAAGGUACCCCAGAUGACUCGUAUGCAGUAUAGCAACAUACCAGCAAUAAACCGAUUAUAUGUAUAUGUGAAGCUGUAAUAUGACAGCAGCAGACUCAUUUUUAAAAGACGUCACACACAAAAGAUAAUCUUGCAAAUGAUACCAAUGACCAUUUCCACUGUUCUGGAAAUAAAAACACCACCAUGUUGUUACUAGCAUUAGUAAAGUGAAGAAACCCUUUUAAGAAAAUGCUGUGUGUUGUAUUUUGGGAAUGUUUGAAGAAGAAGAUGAGGGAAUGUUUUAAAACCGUGAUGUUGCUCUCAGGAGAAGCAGGGUCUUUCAGAGCCUCUGCUUCAGGGAACGAGAGAUGUAAAACUGAACGAAAGCUUUCUGUAGUGAGGAGUGAGAGAUGCAGUAAUGUGUUUCUAGGAGUGAGUGUGCAUGUGUGUCUUUGCCAUUUCAUUUAUAUUGUUUUAGAUUCAAUGAAUGAAAUUCAAAUAAAAUCGUGUUGCAGAA
Carassius carassius (crucian carp) is the source of this 2822-nucleotide messenger RNA. RefSeq names its product insulin-induced gene 1 protein-like. The transcript has 5 exons. Gene Ontology annotation, biological process: SREBP signaling pathway; SREBP-SCAP complex retention in endoplasmic reticulum; cholesterol biosynthetic process. NCBI's taxonomy places the organism in Eukaryota, Metazoa, Chordata, Actinopteri, Cypriniformes, Cyprinidae. The record is from RefSeq and is a predicted model, not a curated record. Bases 367 to 1122 code for a protein of 251 amino acids. Gene Ontology annotation, cellular component: SREBP-SCAP-Insig complex; endoplasmic reticulum.